AUGGAAUACGAUUUUGACAAUAAAGAAAACAUAGAGAAUAUUGAUAUGAGCAACAAGCUUUAGAAAUCUUAAUCAUUUAUUCCUCAUGAGAACUCCUCUCUGCUUGAAAACUCUACCAAAGCUGAAUCAAUAAACUUCACAUCACCUAUAAUUAAAAAGCGAAAGACUUUUAUUGAUAGACACUAGAUCUUGAACCUUGACCAACUGCACAUCAAUCCAAAGAAAAUUGAAUGCAAGAAGUGUAAGGGGGUAAUGAUGCAUCCACUUUAGUGCCAUGGAUGUCACUAGAACUAUUGCUAGAAUUGUUAUGAAGUUAAGAUUCUUGAAGAUGGAAGACAGUUCUUAGAAUGCCCCAAGGGAUGCCUGAAUCAAAAUUUGUAGGAACCUAAAUAUCUUUAAAAGAAUUUAGCCAAAUUCAAGAACUUCAUUGUCAAUUGUCAGAAUAAAGAGAAAGGAUGUCAAUCCUAGAUGAAUUUACAAGAGCUAGAAAAGCAUCUCCAUAGUGAGUGCCAGUAUGAGAAUGUGAUGUGCUCAAAUUUCGGAUGCUUAGAGGAGAUGCCUAGAAACUAAUUUGGAGAACAUGACAAGGCUUGCCAAUAUAAGACAAUUAAAUGUGAAAAAUGCGAGACAAUGAUAGUCAAUGGUACAGAACACGAUUGUGUCAUAAGUUUAAGAAAAAGGUGUGAACUUAUAGAGGCCAAAUUAUUAGGCUUAAAGGAUAAAAUGGAAGUUGAAAAGGAAAAGCAUAAAUCUGAAAAGAUACAAAAGAUCCAGAGAUUUGAACUUAUAUUACCUCAGCUAAAAAGUAUAUAUUUCAGACCUGAUUUCCACGUGCAAUCAAAUAGUGCAUUUAUACUUCAGCAGGAUAUCAGAAUGAUUCCAAAAGACACUUAAGCUCUAAUUCUUAGAUAUACUUUAACUGAUUUGAAUGUCAGAAGACUUAUUAGAUCUUUCUAGAUAUCACAAUAAGAUGAUAACAAUGUAAUAGAAUUAGGAAACUAUUUCACAAUAGGAACUUAAUCUAUUCCAUAAAUAGGAAUGUCUACAGAAAUACUUAUGCCUUGGGAUAUGUCUAAGUCAUAAACUUUAAAAGCAAGCAUUACCCUUCACUUUCAUUAAAACCCAAAUAUUUUUAUUCCCAAUGUAUAUCAAUAUGCCUCAAUUGUACUGGCUGGAGUUUAGAAAAAGUUUGAGUCCUUUCUACAAAAGUAAAUAGAGCAGCUCAAUAACGAUGCGAAGAACACCCAUGAGCAGAAAGCAUUGAAGAACUAAAAUUCGAAAAAGACGAAGGAUAAGCCAAGAAGAUCUCAUUCAAGAGAGGGUCAUAGAAAAUCAAUGAUGGUCACUGAUCCUCAGAAAAAAAUGGACUUAAGUAAUUAGCUCAACUUGGUAGAUGAUCAUAGCCACGAUUAAAAUACAAGAGAUAACUCCUUAUUAAUUCCAAUCACCUAAAAAAGAAGGCCCUCUGAGUCUAAUCCAUCUGAUGACACAAAUACAAGAGACCCAAAUGACAUUAAGAAGAUAUAAAAGAUAGCUAAGUAAAUUCAAUAGCAUGAAUCAGCUUAAUUGAGUGAUUCAGAAGAAAAUAAAACUCCUAGUAAAUAAAAGCAAAUCAAUACGACUCUAGAAUAACCAUAGUAACAAGAAACCCCUGUUCAUCCGACAAAUCUUAACUAAAUGAUUUAAGAGCAAAAACAAGAGAUCAUGGAAAAAAGAAAAUCAAUCUUAGUUAUUGAGCCUGUUAAUUUACUUUAGAUUAGAGAAGAAUAAUAAGACGGUAAAACAAAUGUGAAGAAAGUAAGUUAAAAGCUACUAGAGACAAGAUAACUUUAGCAAUAGAAGAUUAUAUAGUAAACCCCUCCAAUAAAAAAUAAACUGAAUUUAUAAACAGCUGAGGAUAAGUAAAAAGAACAAAUUAGUAAGAGAGUGCUAGAGCAUGAGCAGCUGAUUCAUAAAGCUGUAUUUUCAUAAGAAUCAAUACCAAUAGGAACAUAGCCUUCUCCUAAAAAACGAAUAGAUAAUGAAUCCAAAAAGCUUCACAAAAGAGCAUAGUCUAUUUCAUCAGUUGGGGCAAAGGAUAGAGAUUCUAAUAGUGUAUCAGACAGUGAUGAAGAAAUGCUUUAAAAGAGAGAUUCUAUAAUUGAUCAUCAAUAUAAUGAAAUAGUUAAUGAAUACAAGCAAAUAAGUUAAAAUGUUUCAAAAAUUACAAAGGAUGUUAGUGGAAAGGAAGAGAUUGAUUAUUUGAUAGUUGAAGAUAGUCAGAGUGAACUAGAAAAUAAUGAAUGA
Stylonychia lemnae is the source of this 2286-nucleotide messenger RNA. The record is from the annotation of a GenBank genome assembly. NCBI's taxonomy places the organism in Eukaryota, Ciliophora, Spirotrichea, Sporadotrichida, Oxytrichidae.